Closterium sp. Naga37s-1 is the source of this 1176-nucleotide messenger RNA. The record is from the annotation of a GenBank genome assembly. Lineage: Eukaryota; Viridiplantae; Streptophyta; Zygnematophyceae; Desmidiales; Closteriaceae.
AUGGCGCUAGAUUCGACCGUCGCACUGAGUGGCACAUCUGCGGCACGUAAUAGCGCAGCUCGCGCCGCUCCGCGCGCCGUGCACACCAGAGUGCGCUCGAUUCUCGAGGCGCCUAAAAAAUCGACUCUUCACACCGGCGGAAUGCGCUCGCACCGCCGCGUUUCCCGCUGGAAUAGGUCCAUUCGUCUAACCCGGCGGCCACCGGCCCUACUAGUAUCGCUACUCGUAGUCGUCGCUGUCUUGGGCAACGGCAGCAGUCAUGGCAAUAGCAGCAGCCUGCCGCGCUAUACGCCGUGCUGUUCCCCGUCCCCUCACUCUACUCUCGCCCCUCACUCCCCUCACUCUACUCUCGCCCCUCACUCCCCUCACUCUACUCUCGCGCCUCUCGCGCGUCUCGCGCGUAUCGCGCCUGACGCGCAUCACUCCAUCAACGCGCUUCAACGCGUCUCGCGUCGUCUCCUGCAAGAAUCGUCCGCCUCGCCGCCUGGCAAGUCCCAUCCGCCGCGCAUGCUCCCUGCCCCUUCCUCCCCGCGCAUGCGCGCUGCCCCCUCCUCGUGCAUGUGUUUGACUCCCCCUCCCCGCGCAUUCGCGCUGCCUCUCUCCCCGUGCAUGCGCGCUGCCCCUUUUUUCGUUUUCAGACUUAAUGCGCAUUCCGCUCCUUUUUUACAUUCCACGCCCCCACCCCCCAACUGCUCCUCCCAGCUACCCCCCUUAGCCCCGCCCUCCCAGUUACUCUUUCUCCCCUCUCGUGCCCUCCCUUCCCCGCCCCGCCCCUCCCCCCGCCCCUGCGCGCGCCAACCUAUCAGAUGGCUGGAGAAUCCGUUUGCAGUCGCGCCCUCUUCUCGUUUCAUUCAUCGCCACGCGAGGAGAGCAGAGAGCAGCUUCGACGAGGCAUUUCUGGCAGACUACAUUGCCCGCUCCACCCACCACUACGACCCCCUUCUCAAGGCGCCUCUAAUUUUCAUUGCCUGCUCCACCCACCACUACGACCCUCUUCUCAAGCUUGGUUCGGGUCCUUUUGGAGACUCCUUCCCAUGCUCCGGACCAGAGGGCGAGCCUUGGCUUGUGGUUCGGGCCACCAUACCUGAUGGUUUGGCAGGUGCCACGUGGCUGCCUUGGACUGGUGCAGCUGCCAAGAGAAGAGCGUUCAACGAGGAAGUGAGUGAAAGGGAGUGA